AUGACACCUGAGGAUCUAGAUGAGUGUGAGGCCGAGGCCAAGGAGUGUGCAUCUAAGGGUGUAGAAACCAGCAUUGGGGAAAAGGUGGAGGCGAAUUUCUUGAAGCUGGACCACCUCACCUAUGAUCACAUUCUUGAGGCGGUCUCGAAGGCCGAUUUGAAACCUCAGAAAAAGGCGAGAGCAUGUGCAGAAGGUGAUGUGGGAUCUGAGGGGAUCAAAUCGUGGGUGUUUGGUGCAUACGGUCAUGGUCCUCAGUGCGGUGUCACAACUCGCACUGGUCAGUUUCCGAAUCUGGUAGCCGUGAUCAAUCGUUUCAUGAAGCAGGAAAUGCCAGGUGCUACCUGGACGUCGUUCACGGCGUCCAAGGAUGUUACCUUCACUCCCCAUAAGGAUACCCAUAACGAUCCGAAUUCCCAGAAUGUGCUUGUAGUCCUUAACCAUAAGGGGCAAUGCAACGGUGGCAACCUUUGGAUUGAGCACAAGGAAGGCCCGACGACGGACACGACGACAGGGAGUGGUUCGUUCGGGGAGCAUAUGCUUGAAGAGGACCUGGAUGAGGGUUUGUUCGGGGAUGAUAUUCAGGGUUUAGCUUGUCCUGAUGGUCCGACCGCGCUGGAUGCUGCCAUGCCUUUCGAAGAAAAUUGGGAUGAAUAUGAACCUUCAUUGCCUGAUCCAGCGCACAUAUUCAGUGGCGAUCUUUCGGGUGACAGUUCUGGGAUGCUGAAACCUUCGGAAUCGGUGUCGCUUGAAGUGGCACCUGAUGUAAAGAAGGAACCUGCCAAGGAGAAGCCUGGACAUACUUUGGAUGAUUUCAAGGCUCGAGGAACCAAGAAACCGCAUCGGCGUGUUCAGCCUUCAGACAUUGCAAAGGGGGUUUUGUCCAUAGACAUUGCUGGUCCGUAUAAGGGAGCAUACGAUGACUCCAAAUACAUCUUGGCGGGCGUAUUUCGUCUGGAGGAUGGCGCAACCCUUCAGUUUGUUCAGCCGUUGCGCCGCCGGUUCUGGUCGGAUGUGCUAUGCGGUGUGCAGGCCAUUCUGAAUGAGCUGUCGGCGGUAGCGGGCGGCAAGGUGCCAGUUAGGAUCCAUUCCGAUCGUGCGAAAGAAUUCUUAGCUCGUCGUGUAGUCGAAGAGCUCCAGAAGGCGACAGCGUCGCGAUCAAGAUCAACAACCCGGGUCCUUUUGGACGUGCGCUCGGAAGCUGCAAUCUUCAUUGGUCGUGCGGACAAGUUUACCAACGGUGCCUAUGUUGAGGUCAGGAGAAACGGCCGGAAUGCAGUUGUGGUGACUAGGUUACCUGCGGUGAUCAAGGAGCCAGAGCGGCGCUGGAGGACCUACGAGUCCCUGUCGAGGGAUCUUCUCUGGAUUUCGAGUGAUGGUCAGGUUCGGGACGCAGAUACCAGUCGGGAUCUGGGAAUAGAUUUGGGUCUCUUGACUGUUGAGGAGGUGCUCAAAAGCCAAAGUCCAUUAGAGGGAUACCCGUUGGCAGCAGUGGCAGCAGCAUCAUCUUCACAGGCGGCGCAGCCAGCGCCGGAGCAUGGGGAUAAGAUUGUGAAUUGGCAGAAAUACCAUCUGCUUUCGUAUGAACCGUAG
Molecule: messenger RNA, 1590 nt
Organism: Symbiodinium sp. CCMP2592
Lineage: Eukaryota; Dinophyceae; Suessiales; Symbiodiniaceae
Source: the annotation of a GenBank genome assembly